AUGCCCCGUAAUAGUUUCCUGCCGUUGGACAGGUAUUUCAACACCUUCAACCGAAGGGCCAUAGCCCGGAAUAACCCUGAUCGCUUCAUCUUAGUCCGCCCAGUGUUGGAGUACAUUCAUGAACGGUGCCAAAUUCUUGUGGUUCCUGGCAACAACCUUUCUUUGGAUGAGGGGAUGAUGCCUUACAAAGGACGUCUGAGCAUAAAAGUGUACAACCCCAAGAAGCCAAAGAAAUAUGGUGUGAAAUUGUCAUUUAUUACGGAGUCCAACACUGGAUACGUCGUGGACUUCUCUGUGUAUUCCAGGGUCUUCUUCACGCUGCGAUGGCACUGUGUUCAGUCUUGUGGAUCUUUUCCCAAAACCAUGGGACACCACCUGUUUAUGGAUAAUUAUUAUAAUUCGGUAUCCCUGGCCCAGGAACUGUAUGAAGCAGAUUACGACUUCUCGUCAGAUAGUGGACCUUGUGUGUCGGCUGCAGCCAGGGGAUCACACACUGGAGUUCCUACGGAAGGGCGCAGGCAAGAAACGGUGCCGGCUGUGCCAUAUGAAUGGCUGAAGGAGAGACACCCCGGUUUUUCUUCUGUUCGCACAUGCAAUAUAGCUCUUUGUAGGUUCAGGGAGUGUGACCGCAAGUACCACACUGCGGUCGUAUAUUGGAGUGCGCCUACCCUAGGGACAACGGAGGGCGCAGAGGGCCGCCGAAUGGCGGCAGUCAUCAGCAGUAAGGGCAUGCGUCUCCCUCCCCCACCUCUUCGUCCUAGAAAUGGGUUACCGGCCUCUAAGAACGAAAAAGAGUACGUCUAUAGUCUUCACAUAGAUCUACUUCUAACAAGAACGCUGCGAAAUAAGCCGGGUAUUAAGCCUUCAACAACGUUUGCAGUAAAACAUUAUAUCCAGCCUUCUGGCUCACAUCUUACUCUCAUCGCGCCUUCCUUUGCUGUUUCAUGUAUAAAGGCAUUAUACUACGUCCCUACUACUCUAGCAGGAUUAUCUGGCGAUAUGGAUUAUAUCUCUAAAAACUCUUCAUUCGAGUAUUACCCCUAUAAAGGUCACCUUGUCCUCUUGUCUAAAUCGUUUGGUGCUUGUGUAUCACCUUUAUGA
Macrobrachium nipponense is the source of this 1101-nucleotide messenger RNA. Its product is annotated as piggyBac transposable element-derived protein 4-like. The record is from RefSeq and is a predicted model, not a curated record. The transcript has 5 exons. Lineage: Eukaryota; Metazoa; Arthropoda; Malacostraca; Decapoda; Palaemonidae. Bases 1 to 1101 code for a protein of 366 amino acids.